Mercurialis annua (annual mercury) is the source of this 1612-nucleotide messenger RNA. Its product is annotated as probable protein phosphatase 2C 34. The transcript is spliced from 6 exons. NCBI's taxonomy places the organism in Eukaryota, Viridiplantae, Streptophyta, Magnoliopsida, Malpighiales, Euphorbiaceae. The coding region runs from base 428 to 1525 and encodes 365 amino acids. Gene Ontology annotation, molecular function: protein serine/threonine phosphatase activity. The record is from RefSeq and is a predicted model, not a curated record. Gene Ontology annotation, biological process: protein dephosphorylation.
UUCAAAAAGAUAGUGAGAGAUACCUUAAAAAGUAUUAUUAGUGUGUUUAUACAUGCAAUUUUGCAUGUAAAAAUAUAUCUUUUUUAAGUUGUCUUCUCCAAAUCCAAUGUUUUAAAGAAAAUAAAAAUUCACAACCCAACAAAAACUUAGUUUAAAAGAGAGAAACUAUUUUGUACUUCUCUCUUACUUUUUCUUCUUCCUAUUAUAAUUAUUAUUGCUAUGGAUUGUGAUUUAUCUCCAUUUUUUCUCGAAUUCUCAGCUUCAUCUUCUGGUUCUUGAUCAUGAUUUUAUAUUUCCUGCAAUUUCGUCAGAUUCCUGGUCUCUAAUUCUGGCUUUUUUAUCAUUUUAUUAGCUCAAGGUAUUCGAGUCUACGAAGAGCACGGCCGUGUCAUUUUCGUGUGUAGUACAUUCGAAUUGUGAUUUGGCAAUGGGGCAUUUUUCCUCCAUGUUCAAUGGAUUGGCAAGGUCGUUUUCGUCGAUACGAAAAGGGACGAGUAUCGGUUGUGAUGGUAGAGAAGCUGCAGAUGAGAUGGUUAAAGAAGCAAAGAGGAACGACUUGAUAUUGAGAUCUUCUGGCUUCGUAAGUGUUGAUGGUUCGAAGAAUUUCGCGUCGGUUUUCUCAAAACGAGGCGAGAAAGGGACGAAUCAGGAUUGCUUCAUUGUGUGGGAGGAAUUUGGAUGCCAAGAAGACAUGAUAUUUUGUGGGAUGUUUGAUGGACAUGGUCCGUGGGGUCAUUUUGUGUCGAAAAGAGUUCGAGAAUGGAUGCCAUUAUCUCUGCUGCGUAAUUGGCAGGAGACUCUUGCUCGUAGCUCACUCGAUCCAGAUAUCAAUUUAGAUUCCGAUAAAAAGCAUCAAAGAUUUCAUAUGUGGAAGCAUUCUUACAUGAAGACUUGUGCUGCUGUUGAUCGAGAGUUAGAGCAGCUUCGUAAAAUCGAUACAUUUCAUAGCGGAACAACUGCCUUGACCAUUGUCAGACAGGGUGAAGUUAUGUAUAUAGCAAAUGUUGGCGACUCUCGAGCUGUAUUGGCUACAACGUCCGAUGAUGGAAACUUGGUAGCGGUUCAACUCACCAUCGACUUCAAACCAAAUUUACCUCAGGAGGCGGAACGGAUAGUUCAGUGCAACGGACGGGUGUUCUGUUUAAAUGAUGAGCCAGGGGUGCACAGAAUUUGGCUGCCGGAACAGGAAUCACCGGGACUGGCAAUGUCAAGAGCCUUUGGAGAUUAUUGUGUCAAGGAUUAUGGAUUAAUUUCGGUGCCUGAAGUCACCCAAAGGCAUAUAACCAGCAGUGACCAAUUUGUCGUGCUCGCAACUGAUGGGGUAUGGGAUGUGAUUUCUAACCAAGAAGCAGUGCAAAUUGUGUCGUCGGUACCGGACCGGGCAAAGGCUGCUAAGCGUCUGGUUCAGUCAGCAGUUCGGGCGUGGAAACGGAAAAGAAAAGGGAUCGCAACGGAUGAUAUAUCAGCUAUCUGUCUAUUUUUGCAUCCCUCUUCCUUAUCUGAGUCUGUUAGUACAGCUAAAUAGUGAUUAGUAAAUGUAAAUGAGCAAAAGUAAUUGCUCCUUCCAAUGUUUAUUUCCUCUCAAUGCAGUCAUUAGAAAGGGUUCAUCUCA